Brachypodium distachyon (stiff brome) is the source of this 2682-nucleotide messenger RNA. RefSeq names its product zinc finger protein 4. The transcript is spliced from 2 exons. NCBI's taxonomy places the organism in Eukaryota, Viridiplantae, Streptophyta, Magnoliopsida, Poales, Poaceae. The coding region runs from base 1477 to 2346 and encodes 289 amino acids. The record is from RefSeq and is a predicted model, not a curated record. Gene Ontology annotation, biological process: negative regulation of abscisic acid-activated signaling pathway.
CGGUUGUUUUCCUUGUAGAAGAAGUGAUCCUCAUCUUGAUUGGUUUUCUUCCUCUUCUUGAAGAAUAUAUCUGGUGUUUUUUAGUUACGUUGGUGGGUUCUUGAUCCUGUGGGUGGUUCUUUGUGUGCAUGAUCCAUCUAGUGGGCUAGAGGAGGAACUACUAUACUUCACCAGAAUUUGGGUCCAGAUUAGUAUGGUGGUUCCUUUCUGGACUUGUGGCUAGUUAAGAUCUUCCAAGUAAUUCAAGCCUGGGUUUUUCAAGUUAAAAGAUGUUGCAGUCGGAAAUUCUCUUAUGAAUCUAGUUCGUGUGUACUCCAUGGCCUGGCCUGGCAUGCUGAAUUAUGUUUGGCGGUGGUUAGCACGUCGCUCUAUCAGGUUUUUUUGUCCUCGUAGUUCUUUAUGGUGCCAGAUGCAUCUGAUGGGAUUGGCGAUCUCUUCCCUGGAUAAUUAUGUUUUCUUGCUUCCUAUGUGUUUGCCAAAAUUGUGUCCUGGAAAAAAUAUUUUACCAAAAUUGGCAAAUCUCCUGGUCCAUGUGAAUAUGUGCCCUAAAUAAGUAGUACUAAUACAGUAAUACUAAGCGGUAUAACAGUAACCCCCCUAAUUAAUUGCAUGAAUUGUUCUGGAUUAAUAUCAUUCAUAAUUCCACCUUGAAGAGAUGAUGAUGAUGCUUUAGCUUGUUAGUGCUCCACUAGUAAUCUUUUAUGUUUGCAAUGGCAUGGACAUUAAAUGUCCCAUCUUUACUGAUUAGUAUUAGAUGAAUCUUGUAGCACAUGGAAAACACCUGGGAAGUCUUGCUUGUUAGUCUUCUAAAGGAAGCUAGUCUUCUUUGUUGGCUUAGUUAUCCAGCAUUUACAUCUCUGGUCUCAUGUAGUGUGAUUUAGAUAUUCAGAACAUCAUGAUUAACUGCAAGGGGUUUAGAUGGGAACACCAGAGCUUGCAUCUUUUCAUGACAACAACUGAAUGUGCUAUUCUUGGAAUUUUUCUAUCAGAUAAGGUUCCGGUUUAGAGAUUCCCAGACCAGAAAAGAGGCCGUGCUUUUCAUCUGUUUGUCCUCAAAUUAAUUUGGCAUCAAGCGGUAGCAUAUCCAGGGCUUAAGAAUGAAUCAGAUGCUUCUCUUGAAUGACACUUUUCCCUGCACUGCACUCAGCUGCAUUCAAUUAUUAUUCAGCAAACAUGACAUGUGUCUUUUCCGAGAUUAUUAGCUCCAACAAUUCUGUUAUACUCAAUGAACAGCCUGCUCUAGUCAUCUGGUGUACUAUAUGUGAUUAGUCUGAAAUUAUUUCCUUAGUUUCCUGCAUUAACAGCAUAAUAAUCAAGUGUCAUAUUCAGAAUCACGUAAACCAGAAGCAAUUUCGGACCCAAGAGUGUCAGUUCAGACUCCGUAGUGGUUAUCCACAAGGCUAUCUAACAGUAACUGCAGACCCAUCUUUAAACAUUCAGUUUGUCAUGAUCACCCCACACUGACAAGAACAACACAUGCUAUUUUAUCCCUGUACACUAGUACUACUCAUGACUUAUCUGCUGUACUCUGGUGACUUGGAGAUAGGCAAACAAGGAUUGAGAUUUGAGAGAGAUUGUUCAGGCAUGAAGAGCAGCAACAGCUUCCUGCGGCAACAAGAGCCAUGUGACGAUCAGCUGUCCCUGUCCGACAUCAGCAGCCAGGCGGCGUCCAACUCUUCCUCCGCCGGCCCGCCGCUCGCCCUCGACCUCUCGCUCGCCGCCGCCGCCGCCACGGAGUCGAGCACCACCGACAGCAACGGCAGCGGGGGCUCGAAGGCGGCGGCGGCGACGGCGGGGGCGCGGGAGCCGACGCGGGUGUUCACGUGCAACUACUGCCAGCGGAAGUUCUUCAGCUCGCAGGCGCUGGGUGGCCACCAGAACGCGCACCGGCGGGAGCGCACGCUGGCCCGGCGCGCCGUGCACCACCGCCUCGACGCGUUCCCCUAUGGAUACGCCGACGUGGCCUCCCUCCCGCUCUACGGAUCCCCCGGCCUCUACCACCCCAUCGGCAUCCAGGCGCACGCCUCGGCGCACCGCCAAGGUCUACUGGCCUCGGCGGAGCGGCAGCAGCAUCAGCAAGAAGUUGUCGUGGCCGCCGCAGCCGAGGCGAGGCCGGGACGGGCGCUGCUGGGCCCGAUGCCGUUCCUCGUGGGGGGAGGAGAAGAGGAGGCCAGCUGCUUCGGGACGUGGCCGGGGAGCUUCAGGGCGCCGGCCGGCGGCGUGCUCUUCACCCCCGACGCGCGUGCCUUCCACUCGGGCUCCUCCAACCUUGGCGGCGGCGGCAGCAGCAGCGGCAGCGCCCUCGUGCAGGCCGACGAGGAGCCUGACCUCACGCUUAGACUCUAGGCAGCCCGAUCCAACCCAUCUCCGGACUACGCCGAUCGAUCGAGUUAAUUAGGUUGGUGUAAUCCGUCAGGUUCUUGAGAUUUGCUAGUAGCUUUGCUCCUGCUCGACACCGAUCAGCGAUCAGAUCACAAGGGCGUAGAGACGCUUGAUUCCUAUUGCUUCAUGCAUGCGUACGUGUACGUACGUGGGAGUAUUUUUGUACAGUUUCAUUGCUGUGGUAGUAUAGCGUGUUCUCUAGAACUUCCUGCGGUAUAAAAGGAUUCAUGUAAUCAAAUCAUGUUAGUACUUUGCCAUUUGCAUUCCAGAUUGCUUAAUUUAGCCAUGGAUUGUGUGAAA